AUGAACAAAGAUGACUUCGCGGACUUGCUGGACAGAUCCUGGCAAGGCUUCCGCCAAGAGCUCUUGGACAGCUACCCCAUCUAUUCAGGGGUGGAUUCGCCCUCCUUUCCAAGGCAUCUUACGACUGCAGCAUCCUACUAUUCGGCCUCCAACCCGGGAAGUCCGGCGAGCAUCAACGGGAUUUCCUUCCCGGCGAGCCUUGCGCAUGCAGGACCAGUGAGCAGCCUGAGAUCGUCGGAGGAGGCAGGUGAAGGUGAGACCUCUGACCAGGUCCAGCGAUACCAUGGUGAUUCGGCUGCACUCCUGGGGUUUGGCCUCAAGGAUUUAAGCCCCACAGAGGUGACGAAGGUGAAGAACAGGCUCCGCUUACGUUUGGGUGCCACUUCUUCGAACAAGCUGGUGUCUGGCAAGUCGCUUUACGAUGCAGUGGUCUCCCUCGGCUUGACGAUGUAUCUGGAAGAAGACAUGAACGACUUAGUGAAUCAUCUCGCCGAUUUCAUUGGUCUCUACUUCGAGCCGGAAGAAGGCAAAGUGAGGCGGCCAAGCCAGUCCUUGAACUCUCUCGCCAUGUUCAGAACCGUCGAAGAUCCCCGCAACUUUGGCAAGCCCAAGUGGAAAUGGCCGGGCGGACAGAGUUUGGGACCGCAGCUCGCCCGCAGCGUGACCAAGAACAUCCCCUUCAAAGACGGACGUGCAGCUCGAAACUUCAACGUCGCAGAUGUCCACAAGCGGAUAUUUGGACCCGCGCUCAUGAACCAGUUCCAGGCCAUGCGCGAGAUCCUGCUUGCUGGCGAUACAAACAGGCUUGUCGCCGAGUUAACUUUCGUGCGGAUCAACGACCUCGCAGUGCCGCCCGAGCCUUUACAUCCCCUGAUGUACAUCGAGCCUUUUGUGGCCAUACUGAUUGUGUUGAAUGGCAUCAUGAUUGGCUUCCAAACUGAUCCGGGUUAUGAGGACUGGUCCGGGUGGAGAUAUGUGGAUUUGGCCUUUCAGAGCUUUUUGCUGUUGGAGAUUUUGCUUCGCAUGCAUCUUCAAAGGUGUCGGAAGUAUUGGUGGGGCCCGGAGAGUUACUGGAAUUGGUUCGAUCUCUUUCUCUUCGGGAGUGGCCUGGCAGAUGUGAUUCUGCAGUUUGCCGGCGAUCAGCAGUCAGACAUAGCGGCCACUUCCCUCCUAAGAUUUUGCCGCCUGAUUCGCUUAGUUCGCAUUGUCAAGGUGUUUCGCAUCAAGUUUAUGCGAGACCUGCGUUUGAUGGUGAAGGGCCUCAUAGCCGGUGUCAGAACGCUGGCGCUGGCUUUCGUGCUCCUCUUUGCGGUUUUGUAUGUCAUCUCGGGCUUUGCCGCCAUGACAAUCGGCAGCAGUCAGGAGGCAGCUGACAUUGGGCUCAAGGGCUUCUUCAACAACAUCCCGGCUGCUAUGUUCACUGCUUUCAGAUGCUACACAGGCGAGUGCACAACCAAUGACGGAUCCCCAAUCCAUUCGCUGUUGGCAGAGGUGUUUGGCCUGCCAUUUAUAGCAGCAUAUGUUGCUAGCUACAUGCUGGUGGCGAUGGGCAUCUUCAACCUAAUUCUGGCCGUGUACGUCGACAUCACAAUGAAAGCAGCGAAGGAGAACGAUGCGUUUACAGCAGAGCAGUACUCCCGGGAGUCCAUCCGAGUUGCCCGCACAACACGCGAGCUCUUGAAAAAGUUCUCAUCCGCUUAUCAGAUCUUCAACGACAUGGACGCCGACAUGAAGCAUUCAAGCUCCAUGGCCACUGCACGAUUGGACUUGAAGAGGUCAAGCCUUUGUUUCACCGAGGAGGGUAUGGAAGAGAUUGCCAUCACGAAGGAGCUGUUCCUGCUGAUCAUUCAAGACCGCGGCGUGCAGAAGCUGAUGGAUGACCUGGAUCUACCGCCAGACCGCGCAAAUCUGUUCGAGAUUAUUGAUGCUGAUGGAAGCGGCACUCUUCAAAUCACCGAACUCCUGCACGGCCUGUUAAAGAUCCGAGGUGAGAUCAACAAAAGUGAUGCCGUGGCCACACUCUUGGCGACCCGUUGUGUGCAGCAGGAAGUCUGCAAGCUCAAGGAGGAAAACAACUGCAAGUUGGAUGCCAUGCGAUCCGACCUGCUGGAGGAGCUGGCCAAAAUCCGGAAGAGAUGCCAGAGCCAUGUGAGCCCUGCCCGGCCACGGGCAAGUAGCACGCCGGUGCAUGCGGAGCCCUUGCCCCAAAAGUCGGCACUUCCGGCUAUUCUGGAGCUCAAGCCGCCUUGCAGGCCAUAUGUGUGUGAGGAGGAUGCGCCCGUUCCCUGGCCAUCUCCGAGGUGUUGA
Symbiodinium natans is the source of this 2307-nucleotide messenger RNA. The record is from the annotation of a GenBank genome assembly. Lineage: Eukaryota; Dinophyceae; Suessiales; Symbiodiniaceae.